Neoarius graeffei (lesser salmon catfish) is the source of this 5091-nucleotide messenger RNA. RefSeq names its product protein kinase domain containing, cytoplasmic b (gene pkdccb). The coding region runs from base 58 to 1446 and encodes 462 amino acids. Lineage: Eukaryota; Metazoa; Chordata; Actinopteri; Siluriformes; Ariidae. The record is from RefSeq and is a predicted model, not a curated record. Gene Ontology annotation, molecular function: non-membrane spanning protein tyrosine kinase activity; ATP binding. The transcript is spliced from 7 exons. Gene Ontology annotation, biological process: protein phosphorylation.
GGGAAGCAUGAGCGGGCUGAAUAAGGACAGUUCUUACAGUGACUAUAAUAACUAAUCAUGUCUUGCUUGAGAAAACAAUAUUUUACCCUUUCAUUUCUCGCUUUAGUGAUUAUUUGCUUAACGGUGCUUGUAAAGAAAUGGCACUUCGGUCUCAGAGGGAGUUUUGGGGAGUUUACUGCUCUGAACACGGACUUACUUCAGCAGAUGAGAGAGAGACAGCAGGAGAUUGCACCGUUUUACACCUUAAAUCAUGGGCAUCGAUCAUUAGCAAUACAGUCGACUUUUCCCAGCGCAGGCGCAGUAAGAGAUACAAUCCUGGAUGCUUUGCGACCUGAGAUUGAAUGCAGUGAUCUGAGCGGCUUGACAGUUGUGCAUUUGCUCGGCGCAGGUUACACUAAAAUGGUGUUUAAAGUGGUUUUAGUGCAGGGUUUACAAGUGGCAUUGAAAACCGUGAACCAUCAGGGGACAGACAUGAGAGCUUGCUUGGAGGAUUUCAGGGAUCCGCAGGGCUGCCUGGACCUCGUGUCCUUUAAACUGAGAAAAGAGAUCCUCCUGCUGCAGAGACUACAGCACCCUCAUAUUGUCAAGCUGAAAGGUCAGUGCCAGGACAGUGCCCUGGUGGGUGGCAUCACAGCAGUGCUGGAGCAGGGAACCCCAGUGCAGAUGAUUCAGCUCCUGCAGAGCCCCUGGGAAGAGCGCUUUCGGGUGUGUCUCGGCCUGGUCAGGCUUCUUCACUACCUGUCUCUUUCUCCUCUGGGCUCUGUGGCCUUGCUGGACUUCCAGCCUCGUCAGUUCAUCAUGGUGUCUGGUGAGCUCAAGCUGACUGAUCUGGAUGAUGCCACUGUAACGGAGACACGAUGCAGCACAAGUUCGGAUUGCUUGCUGCAGUUUCCGCUGCGCAACUUCACCUUCCCGUGCUCAAGCAGCAGAGUGUGCCAAGGCCUCAAUGAGAUGAGGAACCUCUACAAUGCUUACAGAUACUUCUUCAUCUAUCUGCUGCCUCAUCAGGCUCCAACGCUACUGAAACCUCUUGUGGAUCAGAUAAUGAAUACAACAGGGGAACUGAAACACAGUGUUAACAAAACACUAGAGGCCUUUGAAGAAAUCUUGCAUGUAUACAAAUCUGGGCUGCAUCUACAGAACAUACCUUCAUCUAUAAUUAAAGACUAUGCUGUGCUGAAAGGCAUGGGUACAUCUGGAAAUAAGGAGUACAAGUGCUGGCCUUCCUACAGCCAUCAAGGAUGUGUGCUGUCUGUGCAUAAUGCUGCAGAGGGUGCCCACAUCUGCAACUUUCACCCACAAUGCACCAGCUUCUCCCUGAGUGACCAAAAGACAUGGGCAGGUCGACUUCUUGCCUCAUUCAGAACUGGCUUUAGUCAUCUGGUUCCAGAUGUUAGCUCGACAGUCUAUGUGAGGACGGCCAAAGCCUCAGCAGCUACUCUUUAAGGAGAGGAAAAAAAAGAGAGUGAGACAGAAGGAGAGAUGCUGGGGGGAGGGAGAACUCUGAAGUAAAUGAACGAGAUGUAUUUAUAGGCAUCACACUCAAAAGACUGUUUGAUGUGCCUGCCAGUGCUGCACGCUGCCAAGAGGUGUCUAAAAAGAUUUCGCUUCAGGUAUAAUUACCUCUCCUUACACAAAAAGAAACACCCAGCUCUCUGUUUUUUCCCCUUUGCUGUUGUGUUUGUACGGCACCAUCCAAUAAAAGGAUAUUGAGCUUGUUCCAUACAAGCUCUUACACAGAUUUACUUUGAAGUUAAUGGAGUCAGCAGUUCUGCGUCGUUGUGCUGCAUGCUUAAAUACAGUGUUGGAACAGGCAAGGAAAAGGUACUGAAAUUACAGCUGUGCGGGAGCUGAGCUGUAGUUCUACAACUGAAUACACUGCAACCCCAUUACAAUGAACUCCUUGAGGAACGUCCAAAUAGUUCCUUAUACCGAAACAUUUGUAAUACUGAAAUGGACCCACUUGUCACACCAAACACUCAAGACCAGCUGUGUUUAAUUUAUGCUUAAUUCACUUACAUAUUUACAAAAUAAAGGAAAUAAGUCAUCUUUUCCAUGUCAUAAAAAUAAUGCGAAUAUUGUAAACUUUCUGUUAGUAAAAGUACAUGUGGCACCGAGGGUGUGGUCGAGCGUCAGCUGUGAACGGCAAGGAGUCAGGUUGAACCAGCAGAUAACGUGCUGAGUUACACCUGCGUAGAAUUAAUAGCUGUCUACGUAUUUAUGUGCCUCUAUUGCCCCUUUUCCACCAAAGCAGUUCCAGGGCUGGUUCGGGGCCAGUGCUUAGUUUGGAACCGGGUUUUCUGUUUCCACUGACAAAGAACUGGCUCUGGGGCCAGAAAAACAGGUUCCAGGCUAGCACCAACUCUCUGCUGGGCCAGAGGAAAGAACCGCUUACGUCAGCAGGGGGGUGGAGUUGUUAAGACCAACAACAAUAACAAGACCGCGAAAGAUCGCCAUUUUUAAGCGACGAGAAGCAGCAGCUGUACAAAUGCGAAGUCAUUUAUUAUUAUUAUUGUUGUUGUUGUUGUUGUUGUUGUUGUUGCUGCUGCUCAUUCUUCCGUGUUGUUUUUGCUUCGAAAUUCGCGCCAAGGUUUAUGCAAACGUAGCGACGUAACUGACGUAUACAGCGACAUACCUGACGUAUACAGCGACGUAAUGAUGUGGCUUCCCUUAGCACCGCGAGCUAUGGAAAAGCAAACUGGUUCUCAGCUGGCUCGCAGGUUGAACAAGUUGUGAACCAGCACCAGCACUGGCCCCAAACCAGCCCUGGAACUGAUUUGGUGGAAAAGGGGUAUAUGUGUCGGUCAUGGCGGCACAUUGUUGUAGUGGUUAGCACUGUUGCCUCACAGCACACAGCAAGAAGAUUCUGGGUUUGAGCCCAGCAGUUGAUGGGGGCCUUUCUGUGUGGAGUUUGCAUGUAACCCCCGUGUCUGCGUGGGUUUCCUCUGGGUGCUCCGGUUUCUCCCACAGUCCAAAGACAUGCAGGUUAGGCUGAUUGGUGGCUCUAAAUUGACCGUAGGUGUGAAUGUGAGUGUGAAUGGUUGAGAGGAGAAAACCUCUAUAAUAAUCCAGUAGAAGUCAAUGGGGAAAACACUACUGUAAUGUUCCCUAAAGACUUUGAUGGCUCAAGCCAUCAGAGCGGCCAUGUCACUGUAGUGAUAUGCCAAAAUGGAUGGAUGGGUCAUUCAGAUGGCCAACUGACUACUUUCAUGUUACCCAUAAUGCUUUGUGCCUUGGGGGGGUAACCAAAAUAUAAACAAACUAAAACAACACUACGUCAGACACUGACCAUAAUCUUUCAGAUUUAAAUCUCCCUAAACCCCUCAAAGAAUUAUCAAAACUAAUUAAACCAAAGCUUAAAGAAAUCUGCAGAGCUUUUUCUGUCAAGAAACCAAUCGGUAAAAAGGCGCUUGUAAAUAUCGUAUCGAACGCUUUGAACAUCUCUACUUCAGGUGACAGUCGGCAGCCUUCUUUGUCUGUCAACACGGGUGUUCCAACAGUUACUGACUUGCAGAAGAUAAAAGAUUGACAGAAGAGCUUCAAAGGAUCAAUACUUAUCAUAGAAGAAUCCACAGUGAAAUUGUUUUUGCUGGGUGCUGGUUACGACAAGAAAGCUGUAAGAAAAUACAAAACGCUUCGUGCACGGGAACACAAGCAAGUUGAAGUUGAGGUUGAUCUCCUUCACUCUGAUUUUCCUAGAGCUCAUAUGCUACCAGAUUACGACAAUCUUUGGGCUGUUAGAGGAAGCUGUUAGGAUUACAGGGUCAAAUACGACAUUCGAUCCACCGACAAACACUAAAAAGGGAAGUACAUGUAAGCUUACUGACAGUGGAUCGUUUGUGCUUUGUUUUGGGAGUUGAUCCUUCAAUAAAGUUGUCCUUUUCAGUUCUUUGACUUGUCCUUGUUUUUCAGUAUUCGCACUUUGCAUGACUAAACACAAAGACAGAGGGGUUGUAGGCUUCAUGAUUUGGAUCAUCCAACUUUACUCCACCACUGAAGUGUGCAGAACACAGUCGCGUGUUGUCUGUCGGUGUAAAAUUUUGACGGCGAAUUCUGUCUAACCCAUGCUUUUCCACGCUUAGCCUCUUUAGGUAUUCUAUAAAACUUUAAAAUCAGGAAAAGUCAUUUUUCCCCAUGUGAAUUUGAAGAAAUGACUGAGGUUAUCUGACUUAGUAAACAAAUAUAGUGCCUGGUUACCCCCAAGGUGCAAAGCAUUAUGGGUAUGUGAAAGUAUUCAAUACCAAGAGAGAGAGCUGUGUUCCCCAAUGCACUGUUUGUGUGUGUGUUAAACCUAAAGUCACUGAAAAGUGAACAGAAAGAUACAUUUAAAAACAAAAAUGCCUCUUGACCUGUCAUGCCUGUCUCCCAGUUCCUCAUUUCCCCAACAUACAAACUGUUACAGUACAAUACUAGUGUCCCAUCAGUUUUACUUGCCAAAGAAGCUUGUAAUCCUGAACUGCUUUUUCUUCCAUGAGUUAAAUGUCUGGGUCUCUAUCACAGUUAAUUGACUGAGUUAAAGGAUCACGAACGGAGACGAUGAUUUCUUUGUGUGUUAUGGAAAUGACAGGUUACCGGUGUAUCGUUGUCAAUGUCACCAAGCUUCAAUUUUCAGUUCAUUCAUGUGUUGCAAAUCACCGAUGAUGUCAGCAGUCAUUUUCUCCUUUUAUCUAUCCUUUGUUCACCGUUCUUGAUAAUUGUUAGUGCUCAACACCUAAGCCAGGCUAUUUAAGCCUUUGUUUUAUAGCGUUAACACGUAUUGUGAACUUGACUGUGGACUUGAAUACUUAUUUGUCUCUGGGGGAAGAGGAGUGCAUGGCUCAGUGAUGUGUGUGGGUUUUUUAUUUUAUUGUAAUUUUAAUUUUUUGAAGGCUCUGACUCAUUGUCACUAAAGGCAGGGGACACAAACGUAGUGCGAAAGUUCGUAGUAAAAGGGUUCGUUAUAGUGGGGUUGCAGUGUAGCUGUUUAGGAUAAUUUUACUGACCACUGCGGUUUUGUUUUGUUUUUUUGAGUCUACAUUUUCAUCCAGUGGAUGUGAUUUGAUUUAGUUCUUUCAGAGAAAGUGUUACUGUUACUUGACAUUUUUUAUACAU